UGCGACCGCCGCGGAUACGACAAAACAACACGAAAACGAAGAAGAACGAUUCAUUUUCUGUUUGUUUACUUCUGAUUAAAAUGUAAGUAACGUUAGAGUAAAAGAGCUAAGAGCUGAGAUACGAGCUUAUGUCAUUGUGCUCGUUAUGUUUAUGAAACACACAGAUGCUGAGUCACAAUACGCUGAUGUUGCGCUGAAAUAAGACACGGACAUGUCAGUUUUCCCUCAGCUUUCCAUGAACCCAGAAGUGCGAGAACAUCUUCGCAAUGUUUAUACAAACAACGAGCUGGUGUUUGAAGCUCUGCUGUCCUGUCUGUCUCAUCCGCCUCUGUUCACCUGUCUGAGAGCCAGCACACACCUGCACUCACUUCAGGACAUUCAGCACCGGCUCCAGCGACAUUUAGCACAGCAGGAAAGAUCUCCAUCAGUUUACACUCACCCACAGCUUCCAGAUGUUCUGCUGCUUCCAGUCCACGGCCCUCGGCCCGUGGAUCCGCUGGCCUCUGAAGUGAUCGUUGGCGCUCAGUGUGGUAAUGCUGUUCUUCGAGGAGCUCAUGUGUUCACGCCUGGCAUCCUCAGCACGCCAAAGUACAUGAAAGUGGGCGAGGUGGUGUCUGUCUUCUCUGAUGUGGAGGGCAAGUGCACACGCGGAGCCAAAGAGUUCAAGGGCAAGAAGGUGUUUCUGGGUAACGGGAUUUCUGAGGUGGAUCGCUCAGAAAUAUUCAGCUCAGAUGGACCCGGGAAGGGUGUUGCCAUUCGAAUGACUGAGCCUCUCUAUCAAAGCCCUUCCUUUGAUGGUGUUCUUACAGAUCAGCUCUUUCUACAGAACCUGCCGUCUGUGGUCGUGGGUCAUGCUUUAGGACCUCGUCCAGGAGAGCGAAUCCUCGACAUGUGUGCCGCUCCUGGAGGAAAGACCACACACAUCGCUUCUCUCAUGGGAAACCAGGGUACUGUUGUGGCCUUGGAAAAAAUCCGAUCCAAAAUGGAAAAGAUCGUUCAGAACGCAAAGAUGCUGCAGUUGCACUGUAUUAAAGCAUAUUGCUGUAACAGUGUGCAUGCUGUGAGCUCAGAUCCCGCUCAAUGCAGUGCAGAGUUUUGACCGGAUAUUAUUAGACGCUCCCUGCAGUGGUU
Messenger RNA from Sinocyclocheilus grahami, 1131 nucleotides. It is a transcript of the gene nsun6, whose product is annotated as NOP2/Sun RNA methyltransferase 6. The transcript is spliced from 10 exons. Gene Ontology annotation, biological process: RNA methylation. Gene Ontology annotation, molecular function: RNA methyltransferase activity; RNA binding. NCBI's taxonomy places the organism in Eukaryota, Metazoa, Chordata, Actinopteri, Cypriniformes, Cyprinidae. Bases 212 to 1099 code for a protein of 295 amino acids. The record is from RefSeq and is a predicted model, not a curated record.